AUGGAACUUAGAAAUGAGAUUCUUGAAGAGGUUCAUACUACUCCAUAUUCCCUGCAUCCCGGCAUCACCAAGAUGUAUCAAGAUCUUAAACCCUACUUUUGGUGGAACAGAAUGAAGAAGAAUGUGGUAGAAUUUGUAGCGAGAUGCCUAACUUGUCAGCAGAUUAAGGCUGAACAUCAGAAACCAGCAAGACUGUUCCAGCCUUUAACUUUACCUGAGUGGAAAUGGGAGGAUAUCCCAAUGGACAUUGUGGUUGGAUUACCCAGAACCACGAGAUUAUUUGAUUCAACUUGGGUUGUGGUAGAUCGGUUUACGAAAUCUGCUCAUUUUCUACCAGUUAAGACAAACUUGUCAGUGGAUCAGUAUGCGGAUAUAAAGUGUAGGUCUCCCAUUCCUUGGGAUGAGACACGGGAGAGGAAAUAUCUAGGUCUGGAAUCAGUACAACAGACUAAUGAAGCAAUUGAGAAGAUUAAAGCCAGAAUACUUACUUCUCAAAGCAGGCAAAAGAGUUAUGCACAUCCAAAACGCAGAGAUUUUGAAUUUCAAGUAGGGGAUCUUAUGUUCCUACAUGUGUCUCCUAUGAAAGGGAUCAAGCAUUUCGGGAAGAGAGGUCUUGAAGGUUUGACUGAGUUUGGAAACGAUUCGGUUAGGGGAGGAAAACCUUCCAGACCUGCAUAUUUUGCAGCAGGGGGAAUACCGGUUUUUCAGCUUGUCGUUUCGUGUCUGUUUCUUGUUUCUAGUUGGUUGAUUCCCUCCUAG
This is a messenger RNA of Cannabis sativa, 759 nucleotides long. RefSeq lists its product as uncharacterized. The record is from RefSeq and is a predicted model, not a curated record. Bases 1 to 759 code for a protein of 252 amino acids. NCBI's taxonomy places the organism in Eukaryota, Viridiplantae, Streptophyta, Magnoliopsida, Rosales, Cannabaceae. The transcript has 4 exons.